CUCCCGCUCGCUACCCUCCCCUCACUGAAUCGAUUACUCGGCAAGUCGAUUAGACAGGCGCCGUAAUCGAUUGAUCGAUUUUGUCUCGGCGCUCCUCCUCCUCCCUGCAUCAUCAUCGUCGUCCCCUUCUCCUCCUCGUCAGUGUGGCUGCGGUGCUCGUCGAUGUUGUUACCGUCAUCAUCGUCGUCGUCGUUUGCACGGUAGUCGAUUUGGCUCUACGUUCGUUGCUGCUGCUGCUACUGCAGCAGCAGCAGUCAAAGUCGUUUCAUUCGCCCGGCUUGUCGGCUCCAUUGUUUCGUCGUCUUCGUCAGAGUCGACGAGGUUGAUCGUCGUCAGUUGCAGCGAUCGCCGCUCUGAUUACCAUGCCCGGAGUGCCGCAUUCGCUGUUGUAAUCGUUACGGCGUCAUCGCAAUUAAUUAACUAUAAUCAUCGUCUCCAUCAUCAUCAUCAUCGUCGCCGCCUUCAUCGUCGUCGUCAUCGUCGUUGGCUGCCGCUCUCGGCGCGAAUGAACGAAGCGGCGCUCCCGGAGAGGAGGAGGAGGGGGGGAGCACCCCGCGAGGGGCAGGAGAAGGCGGAGGAGGAGACGACAGUGGGGGGCCCGGGCCCCCCGCAGCCCCCCACGGCUCAGGACCCCGACUCCCCUCACCCCCGCGGCUCGGACCCCCAAACCGCGACCCCCGAGCGGCGGCAGACCCCGCAGACCCCUUCCCACGACGGCGACUCUCGCCCCCACGACUCCUCCAUCGCCGCGGGGUCCCCCGCCCCCAAAGAGCCGCUUCCCCCUCGCCCCCUCAACUCGCACUCCGCCCUGGAUCUCAACUCUCACCCCCUGGGUCCCCGGCCCCAUCACCCCCUCAACCUCAACUCGCAUCCCCUUGACCCGCAGCCUCAGCACCACCUGGACGCUCUGCCUCUGCCCCCGCUGCCGCCUCUGUCCGGUUACGGGAUCGGCGGCGUCGGCGUCGGGGUAGCGAACCUCCCCGAGGCGGGUCCCGGGUCGCCCGCGGCCGGGACCCCCCCGGUGAGGCACCAGGCCCUGCGGCAGAAGCGGUCCCGCGUGUGGGAGCACUUCGACCCGCCGGCGGGGAGCCGCGUGCGGUGCCGCGUGUGCGGCGUGAGCCUCAUGUUCCACAAGAGCACCACGGCGCUGCGGGAGCAUCUGCGCAGGAAGCACGCGCUGCAGGAGCUCAGUGAUGGGACCCUUGGAGAGAGACCUCGGCAUCAGGUGCUGCGGCAGAAGCGGUCGCGCGUGUGGGAGCACUUUGAUCCCCCUGAGGGGAGCCUGGUGCGGUGCCGCGUGUGCGGCGUGUGCCUCACCUUCCACAAGAGCACCACGGCGCUGCGGGAACACCUGCGCAGGAAGCACAGCGACCAGGACCUCGGCAUCUCUCUGGAUCAGCCCAGCUUUGGCUCCCCCAUGGGGGCCCCCGGGAGGAUCCUGGGUGGUGGGGGCACCCUGGGCCUGCCGUGCUCGGGGGUGGUGAUGGCCCGCCGCGGGCGCCCCUCGGUGGGCUCGGCCGGCUCGGGGGCCCACGGAGGGCACGGGGGGCCCUACAGCUCGACCACCGGCGGAAGAGACGACAUGGGGCCCGGAAAUCACCCGGACCUCAUGAGGCUGCUGAGCGGCGGCGGCGCCCAGGGCCUGGCGGUGCUGGGCGCCGGCCCGGGCAGCAUCGCGCUGCUGGGGGCCCUGCAGGAGGCGGACGCGCUGGGCCUGUGCCGCGUGCUCUACGUGCUGGCCCAGCAGCCCGGCCUGCUGGAGGGGGCGCUGGAGCAGCCCUUCCUGGCGCGCACACGCCUCAUGCACGCGCACGACGCCGACAUCGCCCUCAACGACCAGCGGGUGAGUGGUGUGGUGGUUUGCGCGCAGCCGCCCGACGCUACAGAGCUUGUGCUCGUGGCGUUACGGCAGGGCAAGGGCGUGCUGUGCGAGCACCUGCUGGGGGAGAGCCAGGAGGCGAGCGACGCGUGCUUCCAGGAGGCGAUCUCCGCCGGCAAACCACUGCUCUGCGGCUUCUACAGGCGGUUCGACCCAGCCCUGCAGCUGAUCCAACGUCGCAUCGAGGAGCGGGGGGAGUUUGGGCAGAUCACACGCGUGGCGGCGGUGAGCUACGGCUACCCGCCCCCCAACUUCUCCCUGCUGCACAAGUCUGCAGGAGGGAUAUUCUACGACAGCGUGGUGCACGACGUGGACACGGUGUGCUGGCUCGUGGGGGGCGGCGCUCCCGAAAACAUCUACGCCACCGGCAGCGCCUUCACACAAGAGAGCGCGGCGAUGAGCGACGCCGACGUGGUGUGCGUCACGCUGCGGUUCCCCGGGGGAGCCCUCGGCACCGUGGAGUCGGGGAGGAGCGGACCCGGGGCCUGCGAGCACCGCGUGGAGGUGCGCGGCACGCAGCUGGCGGUGCGCGUGGAGGCCGGGGAGCCGCUGGGCGUGCGAGUGCUGGGCCCCGCGGGGGGCCCCUGGGCCCCGCUGCCCUCCCAGACGAGCGCCCAGCACUACCGCGCCGCACGCGCCGCCCUGGUGCACCACUUCCUGCACACGCUCACCGGCGCCGUGUCCCCCGGCGUCUCCCAGGAGGACUACAACCGCGCCGUGGGCGUCUGCUCCGCGGCGGAGCAGUACUGGCGCGAGGGCUGCCCGCGCGACGCCGCCCUCAUCACCAUCGUCAAGACUGAGGUCAUGUGACCUGUGGGGGGGAGUGAGCUGCCCCCCCCCCGCCCAUCCACACACGCACACAACCUCGUGUGCACCCCCACCACCUGAAUUGAUGAGGCGCGUCGUGGGUGAGGUGAAAGGAGUCGGGGAUGAGCGACUCGCACGCACGGGUUCUCACGGUGGACGGACGCCCCCAGUCGUCACCC
This is a messenger RNA of Lethenteron reissneri (Far Eastern brook lamprey), 2865 nucleotides long. RefSeq lists its product as uncharacterized. Gene Ontology annotation, biological process: NADPH regeneration. Gene Ontology annotation, cellular component: cytoplasm. The record is from RefSeq and is a predicted model, not a curated record. NCBI's taxonomy places the organism in Eukaryota, Metazoa, Chordata, Hyperoartia, Petromyzontiformes, Petromyzontidae. Gene Ontology annotation, molecular function: oxidoreductase activity; DNA binding.